GGCAAGUUAUCAGGUUUAUAGCAGGUUAAAUUACACCGCAGUCCAAUCCCGGACCAGCAAUGCGACACAAGCCAAUAGAAAACACCUAUGUUUAUCGGGUAUUCGUAUCAGCAGUAUGAGCAAUUUCUGCUGAAAAGAACCACUGAACGUAUUUUAGAAGAUCGCUUCAUUUGUCAUAACCCAUUCAAUAAAAAAUCACCGAUUCUCAUCGCUACCCCUUUCCAGUGUAUUCCACAGCAGGGGCUCGCUUGUUACUACUAGCAAUGUCAACCUCUAAUACAAAUGAAACACUCCCCUCCUUCGAGGCCCUUCGUAGUGCCGGGAAUCACGCGCGUUUCGUCCGUGAUAUGUCUCGCCUCUUUUGGGCUUUGAACGGGCCUCUAGAAACUUCAAUCUGGGUUCUAGAUGAUGAGUAUAGCCCGGACCUAGGUCGAGAGGCCUACUUCCGACAGACUGUUGCGGGCACUAGCUGGCAUCCGAUAUCGCAGCUGCCAAUCACCAGGCCGGGGGUCUCGUCCAUCACGCUGCGGGUUUACCAACUUGACAAAUGGGAGGAUGACUGGUUCGAAUACCAUGAUAGUCAUGCGAAUCCCGAUGAUCCAGAGUGCGUGUAUGGGUCACUUCCGGAUUAUAACUCGGACGAGGAUGAGGAGGGCCCGGAACAUUUGCUAGAGUGUUGCGGGGCGGCGCGCCCGCGCAAGAAGAGAGCCCAGUUGAUGGUGAGGGCUUCGGCGGAGUUUGUCACAAUACACGACUACGUAUCCGCGGUGCAUCCGUGGCUAAUGAGCUUGCGUGACGAUAUCCUGCAGGCAGUGGCAUUAUUUGAGGAUAGGCCUUUGCCGACGGAAACAAAACUAGCCUUGAAUUACAACGGCCUAACGUAUGUAAUGGUUGAUAAAGAGGAGGAGUGGAUUUCCAACAGGAAGAAUGCACCUAGUUGGAUGAAGUUGAGGCUGGACCCUGCUAGUAUGCUUCCCGCGUCUAACUCUUGAGCUGUUAGUAACGUCAAAACAGGUUCUUGGAGUAGGGAUACUUGGGAGUGGGUUAGACUACAGGAUUAGGACAUGUGUCGCUCACCGGGUUAGUAAAGUAACUCACGAUGUGUAAUUUGAAGAAGUCAUAUUUGUGUUGGAGGUGAUAAGUUGAUGAGGCCUGAUUCUAAGAAUACAUAAAGGGGCUAUGAUUUAGCUUAAUGACUCUAUCAAUACACGGCAAAACCUAGGUAUAUUAUAGUUAGUUAUUGAUAUUCGAUUCUGACUUUUUCCUGUUGCAAUGGGCACUUGUUUUGUUGAAAUCGAGAAUGUCACUAAAGUUCUGAUGGACUUGAUAUCAUUCUAGCCUCAUAAUAAAGGCUUGGCAUAUUUUAAUGGAUGGUCUUCUUAUUUGGGGGACGAAACCGGGUGGGUUUUAACAGGGAGUAUUUAAAGGGCAGCGCCUAGAAGGCAACGUAGGUAAUUGUUUAAAUAAUGGCUAUAAAUUAAUCGUUUCUUGUUAUUGUUGAGUUUGGUAACUAUCAAAUCGACAGGCCGAAGGGAUAGAUG
Molecule: messenger RNA, 1541 nt
Organism: Daldinia decipiens
Lineage: Eukaryota; Fungi; Ascomycota; Sordariomycetes; Xylariales; Hypoxylaceae
Exons: 2
Coding region: 264-992 (242 amino acids)
Source: RefSeq, a predicted model, not a curated record